GCGAAUGCUGCUCUGGGGCAAAGCCCAGUGGGGCCGCGGGGGCCGCGGAGAGCAUACUCGGUUUGCAGGCAGGAACAGGCGCGGACCGGAAGUUCCACGGCCUCUCUGUCCGGGGGAGCCGUUAGGAGCGCACGCCGGAAGUGGUCAAUUGGCCGGUCCGAGUUGGUGCCGGUGGUGGAGUCCCUCGGACUGCGGAGACAUGGAGCCCGGGGCUGCUGAACUAUAUGACCAGGCCCUGCUGGGCAUCUUGCAACACGUGGGCAAUGUCCAGGACUUUCUGCGCGUUCUCUUCGGCUUCCUCUACCGCAAGACUGAUUUCUACCGCCUGCUGCGCCACCCAUCGGACCGCAUGGGCUUCCCGCCCGGGGCCGCACAAGCUAUGGUGCUGCAGGUAUUUAAAACCUUUGAUCAGAUGGCCCGUCAGGAUGAUGAGAAAAGAAGGAAGGAACUUGAAGAGAAAAUCAGGAGAAAAGAAGAAGAAGAAGCUAAGGCUGUGGUAACUGGUACAGCUGAGAAGGAACUGGUCCCAGUCCCAGUUCAGGAAAUAGAGAUUGACUCUCCUGCAGAAUUAGGUGGGCCUGGGGAUGCAGAGAAAGUGCAACCUCCAGGCUCACAGGAUGCUAAACAGGAAGUGGCUGGUGGCUUGGAAGAGGCAGAAGCUCCAGGAGCAGCGGCUGGUGCUGCUGUAGUCCCUCAGGAACCACCAGCACUCCCCAGGAUUCAAGAGCAGUUCCAGAAAAACCCUGACAGUUACAACGGUGCUGUACGUGAGAAUUACACCUGGUCGCAGGACUACACUGACCUGGAGGUCAGGGUGCCGGUGCCCAAGCACGUGGUAAAGGGGAAGCAGGUCUCAGUGGUCCUUAGUAGUGGCUCCAUCCGUGUGGCCAUGCUGGAAGAAAGCGGGGAGCGGGUUCUCAUGGAAGGGAAACUCACCCACAAGAUCAACACGGAGAGUUCCCUCUGGAGCCUCGAGCCAGGGAAGUGUGUUUUGGUGAACCUGAGCAAGGUGGGUGAGUACUGGUGGAGUGCCAUCCUGGAGGGAGAGGAGCCCAUUGACAUCGACAAGAUCAACAAGGAGCGCUCCAUGGCUACUGUGGACGAGGAGGAGCAGGCAGUCCUAGACAGGCUCACCUUUGACUACCACCAGAAGCUACAGGGCAAGCCUCAGAGCCAUGAGCUGAAAGUCCAUGAGAUGCUGAAGAAGGGGUGGGAUGCUGAAGGCUCUCCCUUCCGAGGCCAGCGAUUCGACCCAGCCAUGUUCAACAUCUCCCCGGGGGCUGUGCAGUUUUAAUGACCAGAAGGAAAGGAAACUCGCCAGCAGGGAGGCAGAGGCUUUGUUCUCAGCUGUCCCUCUCUCUCAGCUCCCUGUGUGCCAGGGACUUGCUCGUCUCAUUCACCCCUAGCCAUCCUUUCUUUCAAGGGUGAACCAGGCCAUCAACCCUGACCUUGCACCUCCAGGCUGUUCCAGAGAAGGUGCGGGGCCAGCUGCUGCCUGGUGGCCGCUGAGGCCAACACUGAAUGAAGGUGUUUGAAAUGCAGGAGGGACACGUCCCAGUAAACUGAGAGCACAUGCUUUGUCUCCACAGCAACCAGCCACUGCAGGCAGCAUUUCUUUUGCUCUCUGCUUGCUGUUGUUUUGAUGCUAUUCUGCUUGCUUUUCUUCUGGUUGGGAGUGGGGAGUUGCUGGGCUCUUGGACGAAGCCAAAGUUGAAGUGUGUGGGGUGCAGCACUUGCAUGAAGGCAAGUGGGGAACAGCUGUGGAGCUGCUGCUGGGGCCGCUGUGGGAAAACCGUACCCCUUGACCUCAUUAGGUAUGUUCACGUGCAGUCUUGCUCAUCCAUUUGUAAAUGUGCUCUGUUUGCCUCGGCCACAUAGGCAGAACAGCAGAAACUGCAGUCCUAUUUUCACAUUCUUGAUGUUGGGAGAAAGUCUGGGGUUCUGGUCUCAGGCCCGGAUGCAGUGGGAAUUCUGUCUGCCCUCGGAUUGCGGCUGCUUUGCUUUGUUUCUUGUUAAAGUGAACUGAGCCUGGCCACCACUGCAUGGUACACUCUGCUUGGCUCCCUGUGUGACCUCUUUGGAUGUGCUAUGUCAAAGCAUGGGCAAGAACCAGGCAUCCUCAGGAGACCACACCAGGUCUAGCAGCUCAUUGGCAGAUCAUGUCAGCCAUAACCCUGAGCAGCCUUGACCUCGGGUGCCUCAGGAAGAGGAAUUUCUAUACAGGCACGAAGGCACACUGUCCCACUGUGACAGAUCCCAAGAAAUUGAAGACCCUCAUACCAGGCACUGGAUUGUGCUCCCUGGAUCUCCUAGUCUGUCCCCCCUGUUGUCCAGGGAAUGGGCACCAUCUCAGUAUCCCUAAGCCCAUGCCUUGAGCCACAGCACUGACUCUAGCCAAGUUAUGAAGACCUGACUGAGGGGCUGAGCUCCAGGUGCUCUAAGUACUUACAGGACUCUCUCUGCCUGUUACCAGGAAUGUGGUAUAAUCAGUGCCCAGCACUGUCCAUUCACCUAGCUGGCAGCCUCAGUGUAUGAAAAUAAGUCACACCACAAGUCUUUGUACCCUGGUUAUACCCACGGCCAGCUGGAGUCAAAGCCUAAAGAUGCUGGGCAACUUGCUCUUGGCAAAGAGCACUGGCCUGCAAGCUCUCUGCAAAUGCUCAAGAGGGACUGUCUAGGAGAACAAGUUGGUGGGACAUCCUUCCAAAGGCUUCCACAUUGAACUGUGUCGACAGGAUCUAGUUUGUUGUAGUCAUUUUGGGCUAGAUUUCUGUUUACAGUGGUGGCUGACAGCCCUUAUAAAAAGUACAUCCUGGGGCUGAGGUUGUGGCUCAGCAGUAGAGCACUCACCUAGCAUAUAUGAGGCCCUGGGUUCGAUCCUCAGUACUACAUAAAAAUAAAUAAAUAAAAUAAAUGUAUUGUGUCCAACUACAACUAAAAAACAAAUUAUAUAUAUAUAUAUAUAUAUAUAUAUAUAUAUAUAUAUAUAUAUUUUUUUUUUUUUUUUUUUAAGUACAUUCUGGGAGGUAUUCUAUGGGUCCAAAAAUGUCAUACUGACUGUCAAGGGAGAGCAGAGGACCCCAAAUGCCCCCUUUGAAAUGUGAGAGCUCUGCUGUCUGACAUUGUCACCAAGCUAGUGCGGCCCCUUCUGAAGAGAUCUUGAACCCCAGGAAGCAGAACUGAUUCACCUUCAAGAGAUUCUGAAGAAACCUUUGUUGUUUUUUCCUGAAGUUUCAUCAAGGUCCUAGGAUUUGCAAAACACUGUCCCAUACAACUGUCACACCUAACAAAAAAGAGGUCUCGGGAUGAAUGUGCAUGUCUCCCAUCUUAUCUGUGAUUCCUGAGUUGGCUGCCUCCUCCCUGCCCCCCUCCCUGUGGACAGUCUUCCAGGAGGGAUGAGGUGUGUGAGCCCUGCUCCUCAUUGUUUGGGAGACUGAGUUGUUCACUUCUCUGACUUGUCUUCCUUUUGCCUGGAUUUACUUUCUGUGUUGCAUUUCUUCCCAGUCCCUGCCCUUCUUUAACAAACAGUAAACCAGUGUUUAGGAAAGAGUAGCUGAGAUGGGCAGCGUUGGGUGUUAGCUGUGUGGCAGGAGCCUGGUCUGGUCCUUGGGUACACAGUGUGGUUGUGGGUUCUGGGCCCACAAUCCUUGUUCCUGGCCUGGCUCACUCCUAGCCAGGCUGGGGGAUGAUUCUCCAAGCUGGGGCUCCUGCUGGACUGUCUAGCCUCUGGAGCUGGCGCACUGCCUAUUUUCUCUUUUUAGACACGACAGCCGCAGUUUGGCCACUAAAUCCCACCAGCUGAGGUCUGAGGAAAAUGGGGUGACUCGUCCCCCUUGUCCAGGGUCCCAGGAGAGUGGGGUGUCCAGCCUGCAAAGCUGCUCCGGCUCCUCUGUGUUGGUUUGCAAUAAAUCUGUAUUUAAGCA
Marmota monax (woodchuck) is the source of this 3923-nucleotide messenger RNA. It is a transcript of the gene Nudcd3, whose product is annotated as NudC domain containing 3. The record is from RefSeq and is a predicted model, not a curated record. Gene Ontology annotation, cellular component: cytoplasm. Lineage: Eukaryota; Metazoa; Chordata; Mammalia; Rodentia; Sciuridae. The transcript is spliced from 6 exons. Gene Ontology annotation, biological process: protein folding. Bases 5 to 1294 code for a protein of 429 amino acids.